CGGCUUUCUUUGAGGCCAGGACUGGGUGAUGGUGUCACUGCCCCCGCCGCAGUCUGACGUCACGCUGCCGGGCCCCACCAGACUGGAGGGCGAGCGCCAAGGGGACCUCAUGCAGGCGCCGGGCCUCCCAGGCUCCCCUGCCCCACAGAGUAAGCAUGCCGGCUUCAGCUGCUCAUCAUUUGUGCCCGACGGCCCUCCAGAGAGGACACCCUCACUACCCCCACACAGUCCCCGCAUUGCGUCACCAGGCCCCGAGCAAGUCCAGGGCCACUGCCCAGCCGGCCCCGGCCCCGGCCCCUUCCGGCUCUCGCCCUCAGACAAGUAUCCUGGCUUUGGCUUUGAGGAGGCCCCAGCAAGCAGCCCCGGGCGAUUCCUCAAGGGCAGCCAUGUGCCCUUCCACCCGUACAAGCGGCCUUUCCAUGAAGACGUCUUCCUGGAGGCCGAGACCACCCUGGCCCUCAAUGGACACUCCUUUAAGACCCCGGGGCCGCUGGAGGCCUUCGAGGAGAUCCCAGUGGACGUGGCGGAGGCCGAGGCCUUCCUGCCUGGCUUCUCAGCAGAGGCCUGGUGUAACGGGCUCCCCUACCCCAGCCAGGAGCAUGGCCCCCAAGUCCUGGGUUCAGAGGUCAAGGUCAAGCCCCCAGUUCUGGAGAGCGGUGCUGGGAUGUUCUGCUACCAGCCUCCCUUGCAGCAUAUGUACUGCUCCUCCCAGCCCCCCUUCCAGCAGUACUCGCCAGGUGGCGGCAGCUACCCCGUACCCUACCUGGGCUCCUCACACUAUCCGUACCAGCGAAUGGCACCCCAGGCCAGCACCGAUGGGCACCAGCCUCUCUUCCCAAAACCCAUCUAUUCCUACAGCAUCCUCAUCUUCAUGGCCCUUAAGAACAGUAAAACUGGAAGCCUUCCCGUCAGCGAGAUCUACAAUUUUAUGACGGAGCACUUUCCUUACUUCAAGACAGCGCCCGAUGGCUGGAAGAAUUCUGUCCGGCACAACCUAUCCCUCAACAAGUGCUUCGAGAAGGUGGAGAACAAAUCGGGAAGUUCCUCCCGCAAGGGCUGCCUGUGGGCCCUCAAUCCGGCCAAGAUCGACAAGAUGCAAGAGGAGCUGCAGAAGUGGAAGAGGAAAGAUCCCAUUGCUGUGCGCAAAAGCAUGGCCAAGCCAGAAGAGCUGGACAGCCUCAUUGGAGACAAGAGAGAAAAGCUGGGCUCCCCGCUCCUGGGCUGUCCACCCCCUGGGCUGGCAGGCUCAGGCCCCAUCCGGCCCCUGGCACCCCCAGCUGGCCUCUCCCCGCCGCUGCACUCACUCCACCCAGCUCCAGGCCCCAUUCCUGGCAAGAAUCCCCUGCAGGACCUACUUGUGGGGCACGCACCCUCCUGCUAUGGGCAGACAUACUUGCACCUCUCACCAGGCCUGGCCCCUCCUGGACCCCCGCAGCCAUUGUUCCCACAGCCGGACGGGCACCUUGAGCUGCGGGCCCAGCCAGGCACCCCCCAGGACUCGCCUCUGCCUGCCCACACCCCACCCAGUCACAGUGCCAAGCUACUGGCCGAGCCUUCCCCAGCCAGGACUGUGCACGACACCCUGCUGCCAGAUGGAGACCUUGGCACUGACCUGGAUGCCAUCAAUCCCUCACUCACUGACUUCGACUUCCAGGGAAACCUGUGGGAACAGUUGAAGGAUGACAGCUUGGCCCUCGACCCCCUGGUACUGGUGACCUCAUCCCCGACAUCAUCUUCGAUGCAGCCACCCCAGCCACCACCCCACAGCUUCCCCCCUGGGCCCUGUCUGACAGAGACAGGCAGUGGGGCAGGUGACUUGGCAUCCCCGGGCAGUGGGGGCUCCGGGGCACUGGGUGACCUGCAACUCACCACCCUCUACUCUGCCUUUAUGGAGCUGGAGCCUACGCCCCCUCCGGCCUCUGCAGGCCCCUCUGUGUACCUCAGCCCCAGCUCCAAGCCCAUGGCCCUGGCAUGAGCUGUGCCCAGCAUCAUCAGCUCCAGCAUUUGCCUGGUCUGGAAGUCCUGGCUGGCCGCCCACAUCGGGCUCACCUUAAAGGUCAAGGAAGGAAAAUACUCCUGUCCCCUGUGCCACUAAGCCAACAUACGUGUUAGUUGGUAGCUGGGGGCACAGAGGACACCACCUGGGGUGCUGCCCCUCACACAUUUCUGCCAUGUGGUGGCCCAGUUCCUCACCCAGGGCCCCCAAAGAGCAAGUGUCUGGGCAAGAAGAAAAUGCACUGUUCCUAGCUCAUACUCAUCCACCCUCAAGCCCUCGUGCGCGCACACACACAC
Messenger RNA from Cercocebus atys (sooty mangabey), 2292 nucleotides. It is a transcript of the gene FOXN1, whose product is annotated as forkhead box N1. The transcript has 8 exons. Gene Ontology annotation, molecular function: DNA-binding transcription factor activity, RNA polymerase II-specific; transcription cis-regulatory region binding. NCBI's taxonomy places the organism in Eukaryota, Metazoa, Chordata, Mammalia, Primates, Cercopithecidae. Gene Ontology annotation, biological process: regulation of transcription by RNA polymerase II. The record is from RefSeq and is a predicted model, not a curated record. The coding region runs from base 29 to 1975 and encodes 648 amino acids.